Molecule: messenger RNA, 4993 nt
Organism: Acomys russatus (golden spiny mouse)
Lineage: Eukaryota; Metazoa; Chordata; Mammalia; Rodentia; Muridae
Gene: Heph
Product: hephaestin
Exons: 22
Coding region: 514-3993 (1159 amino acids)
Biological process (GO): iron ion transport
Cellular component (GO): plasma membrane
Molecular function (GO): oxidoreductase activity; copper ion binding
Source: RefSeq, a predicted model, not a curated record
GAACCACCCCGGGUUUUGUACCAAACCGGCGGGAACAGGACAUUCCAGUAGUUUAGUUUGUGGAAAAGAGGGCACCCAGCACUGUCCCCUCCCCCUUUCACUCACCCCAGUAAUCCCCGCCAGACAGGAGCCCUAGAUUUAAUUCAUGGGAAGAGCUUUGUAACUCUGUUUACUUAGUAAACAGGGCUAGCAGGCUCAGGCUGGGGUCUGCAGUUCAACAUUGAUGGGCCGCUGACAUGAAUUUGGAAGGAAGGAAGAAAGAAAGGAAGGAAGGGUUUCCCUAACAAGGUAAAUAAGCUCAAGAUACAGCUGCCUUGCUGGUACGUCUUUGAGAAGGAAGUUUGAACGAAGUCCAGUGUACACUCAGAAGUCCAUUGAACGAAGAUCUCUCCUUCCGGGUUGAGGGUCCUAAGGAAUGGCUAACCGUGUUUCCAUGUAUAGUAGUGUAUGUAGGUACAUGUGACUGUACCUGUGUUUCAUCAGUAAAUAUUCCAUUCCCAGUUUCUCAAAGUAAUGUGGGCCAUGAAGUCAGGCCAACUUCUCUGGGCUUUUCUGUUCAUGUACUCCUUGUGGCCUGUUCCAACUGAUGGGGCCAUUCGAGACUACUACCUGGGCAUCCAGGAUGUUCAGUGGAACUAUGCUCCCAAAGGAAGAAAUGUCAUCACAAACCAGACUCUGAACAAUGACACAGUGGCUUCCAGCUUCCUAAAGUCUGGUAAAAACAGGAUAGGGAGUAGUUACAAGAAGACUGUCUAUAAGGAAUACAGUGAUGACACGUACACUGAUGAAAUAGCCAAGCCCGCCUGGUUGGGCUUCCUAGGACCAUUGUUACAGGCUGAGGUGGGGGAUGUCAUCCUUAUUCACCUGAAGAAUUUUGCCAGCCGGCCUUAUACUAUUCACCCUCAUGGAGUUUUCUAUGAGAAGGACUCAGAAGGCUCACUGUACCCAGAUGGUUCUUCUGGGUCCCUGAAAGCUGAUGAUUCUGUUCCCCCUGGGGGCAGUCAUGUCUACAAUUGGACUAUUCCAGAAAGCCAUGCACCCACAAGUGCCGACCCAGCAUGCCUCACCUGGAUUUACCAUUCUCAUGUAGAUGCUCCACGAGACAUUGCAACUGGUCUCAUCGGACCCCUUAUCACUUGUAAAAAAGGAACCUUGGAUGGUAACUUCCCACCUCAGAGGAAGGAUGUGGACCAUAAUUUCUUCCUUCUCUUCAGUGUCGUAGAUGAGAACCUUAGCUGGCACCUUGAUGACAACAUUGCUACUUACUGCUCAGAACCUGCUUCAGUGGACAAAGAAGAUGGAGCUUUUCAAGAAAGCAACAGGAUGCAUGCAAUCAAUGGGUUUGUCUUUGGGAACUUGCCUGAGCUGAGCAUGUGCGCACAGAAGCAUGUGGCCUGGCAUUUGUUUGGCAUGGGCAAUGAAAUAGAUGUCCACACAGCUUUCUUCCAUGGACAGAUGUUGACUAUCCGUGGACACCGCACUGAUGUUGCUCACAUUUUCCCAGCCACUUUUGUGACUGCUGAGAUGGUGCCCCAGAAGUCUGGAACCUGGUUAAUUAGCUGUGAAGUAAACAGCCACUUGAAAAGUGGCAUGCAAGCCUUUUACAAAGUUGACUCUUGCUCCAUGGACCCACUUUUGGAUCAGCUCACUGGAAAAGUUCGUCAAUACUUCAUUGAGGCCCAUGAGAUUCAAUGGGACUAUGGUCCAUUAGGGCGUGAUGGGAGAACUGGGAAGAGUUUGAGAGAGCCAGGAAGUGGCCCAGAUAAGUACUUCCAGAAGAGCUCUAGUCGAAUUGGAGGUAUUUACUGGAAAGUUCGGUAUGAAGCCUUCCAAGAUGAGACAUUCCAAGAAAGGGUACAUCAAGAGGAAGAAACACAUCUUGGAAUACUGGGGCCAGUGAUAAGGGCUGAAGUGGGUGACACCAUUGAGGUCGUCUUCUACAACCGUGCCUCCCAUCCGUUCAGCAUACAACCCCAUGGUGUUUUUUACGAGAAAAACUCUGAGGGUACUGUGUAUAAUGAUGGCACAUCUCAUCCCAAAGUAGCUAAACCAUUUGAAAAAGUAAAAUACCGCUGGACAGUUCCUCCCCAUGCUGGGCCCACUAAUGAAGAUCCUGCCUGUCUAACCUGGAUGUACUUCUCUGCCACAGAUCCAAGAGAUACAAAUUCUGGCUUGGUGGGCCCUCUGCUGGUGUGCAAGGCUGGGGCCUUGGGUGCAGAUGGCAAGCAGAAAGGAAUGGAUAAAGAAUUUUUUCUUCUCUUCACUGUGUUUGAUGAGAAUGAGAGCUGGUACAGCGAUGACAACCAAGCAGCUGGUAUAUUGGAUUCCCGCCUGCUCUCAGAGGAUGUCGAGGGCUUCCAAGACUCCAAUCGAAUGCAUGCUAUUAAUGGGUUUCUGUUCUCUAACCUGCCCAGGCUGGACAUGUGCAAGGGAGAUACAGUGGCCUGGCACCUGCUUGGCCUGGGCACCGAAACUGACGUACAUGGCGUCAUGUUUGAGGGCAACACUGUACAGCUUCAGGGCAUGAGGAAAGGUGCAGCCAUGCUCUUUCCUCACACCUUUGUGAUGGCCAUCAUGCAGCCUGAUAAUCCUGGGGCAUUUGAAAUCUAUUGCCAAGAAGGCAGCCACCGAGAAGCAGGAAUGAGGGCAAUUUAUAAUGUCUCCCAGUGUUCUGGUCGUAAAGACAGCCCACGCCAACACUAUCAAGCAUCAAGAGUCUAUUACAUCAUGGCAGAAGAGGUAGAGUGGGAUUAUUGCCCUGAUAGAAGCUGGGAACUGGAAUGGCACAACACUUCUGAGAAGGACAGUUAUGGUCAUGUUUUCCUGAGCAACAAGGAUGGGCUCUUGGGUUCCAGAUAUAAGAAAGCUGUAUUCAGGGAAUACACUGAUGGUACUUUCAGGAUUCCUCGGGCGAGGUCUGGACCAGAGGAACACUUGGGAAUCCUGGGUCCACUUAUCAGAGGAGAGGUUGGUGAUAUCCUGACUGUGGUGUUCAAGAAUAAUGCCAGUCGACCAUACUCUGUACAUGCUCACGGAGUUUUAGAAUCUAGUACUGGUUGGCCACAGGCUGCUGAACCUGGUGAAGUACUUACAUACCAAUGGAACAUCCCAGAAAGAUCUGGUCCUGGACCCAGUGACUCUGCUUGUGUUUCCUGGAUUUAUUAUUCUGCAGUGGAUCCCAUCAAGGACAUGUAUAGUGGCCUGGUGGGACCCUUAGUCGUCUGUCGAAAGGGCAUAUUGGAAUCCAAUGGAAGCAGGAAUGAUAUGGACCGGGAAUUUGCUUUGUUGUUUUUGAUCUUUGAUGAGAACCAGUCUUGGUACCUGAAGGAGAAUAUUGCAAUAUAUGGGACAAAAGAAACAAGCCAUUUUAACCUACAAGAUGCAACUUUCUUGGAAAGCAAUAAAAUGCAUGCCAUCAAUGGGAAACUCUAUGCUAAUCUCAAGGGUCUUACUGUAUACCAAGGAGAACGAGUAGCCUGGUACAUGCUAGCCAUGGGCCAAGAUACUGAUAUUCACACAGUACACUUCCAUGCAGAGAGUUUCCUCUAUCAGAAUGGGCACAGUUACCGGGCAGAUGUGGUAGAUCUCUUUCCAGGAACAUUUGAGGUUGUGGAGAUGGUAGCCAGCAACCCUGGGACAUGGCUUAUGCACUGCCACGUGACUGACCAUGUUCAUGCAGGCAUGGAAACCAUCUUUACUGUCUUGUCUCAUGAAGAACAUUUCAGUACUAUGACUACCAUUACCAAAGAGAUUGGAAAAGCAGUGAUCUUAAGGGACAUUGAAGAAGGAAAUGUGAAGAUUCUGGGCAUGACGAUCCCCGUAAAGAAUGUCGAGAUUCUGUCUUCUGUUUUGAUUGCCAUAUGUGUGGGUCUACUGCUCAUUGCUCUGGCCCUUGGUGGUAUAGUCUGGUACCAGCAUCGACAAAGAAAGCUUCGGCGCAACAGAAGGUCCAUUCUUGAUGACAGCUUCAAGCUCCUCUCUCUUAAGCAGUAAUAGAUGAAGCCUAAAAAUAUCUUCAGAAAACACAGUUUGGAUGUACCUCAUGUUUCUAGAAGCCAUGUACUAGCAGCAAACUCUUUUGUCAAAGUGGGAGGGGUAAUGGAGAGGCAGAGGAUGGAAUCAAAAUUAUCUGGGUAUUUCUUUAUUUAUUUACAUGGAAAUCAUAUGCUCCACAUUUUCUUUAUUUUACUUGCAACCUGAGGCAGUUCUUUUGUAUACAAAUUUCAGCAGCGAGGAUAUGUCACCCUUGGGCACUGGAAGGUACAGAAAUUCCUAGAACAUAAUUAUUCUCACAGAAGAGAUACCAAGAAAAAGCUAUCUAAUUAGGUUUAUAAUUCAGGUACCUAGAUAGACAAAUGGACUUUUAAUUGAGGCCAAAUGAUGAGGCAGAAAGAUAACCCAUAGCUAAAUAAAGGACCAAGGACAUAGACAAGAUGAAAAAUGAGAGGUAGGGUUGGGAGUGGGAAUCCAAAUUUUACUUUAUCUUUGGCAACAGACUUUUAGAGAAAUAAAUGACUGGGUUGUGGUUGUCAUGUUACCUACAACCUCUGGAACUAGAAACACCUAUAAAACAGUUCUUCAAGUUUCUACACAGUAGAACUAAAAUGAACUUUGAGUGUCCUCUCCAUGUUUGAGAUAGCAAAUCUUGUCUAUUAAAGUACUUAUUAAAAUAUUGGAAUACUAAGUUUGGUGGUUGUGAUGAUUCCUGUGGCUACUAGGAGGUGGGAUUACAAGAGAAUUUCAAGGAUCUGGGGAGGCAUAUUAUAGAUGUAUAUAAUCUUUAUGGAUCUUGAAGAAUUCUGUGCUCUCUCAAAGUCAGUCUCCAUGUCAGAGUGGUAACAUCCUAGAGCAGAAGUUCUGUGGAUGCUAAGUAUUUUUGGAAUGUCGAGAAAAGUGGCCACAGAAGGUACUGAAACAAGAAUCAUACCUGUCCUCUGGGCAAAGAGAAGUAGGUGCAUGCAUGGUUACUUGGUGGGUGGGGUGGCUAUGUGAA